Chionomys nivalis (European snow vole) is the source of this 1164-nucleotide messenger RNA. RefSeq names its product keratin, type II cytoskeletal 74-like. The record is from RefSeq and is a predicted model, not a curated record. Gene Ontology annotation, cellular component: keratin filament. Gene Ontology annotation, molecular function: structural constituent of skin epidermis. Gene Ontology annotation, biological process: intermediate filament organization; keratinization. NCBI's taxonomy places the organism in Eukaryota, Metazoa, Chordata, Mammalia, Rodentia, Cricetidae.
AUGCCGAGCCUACUUACAGCACAGGCUUGCUCCACCACCACCAGUUGGCAACUGAACUUCAGGUCAGGCAGUGACAAGGGCAACUUCAGUGUGCUUUCUGCCCUGGUGCCAAGGAGACCCGUGGGCAGUGUGGCUUCUUGCCAGAAAACUGGCCACAGGGUUAGAGCCAGCUUUGGCAGCAGGAGCCUCUACAGUCGAAGUUUUAGGCACAUUUCCUUUAGUGUGUCAGGAGGCAGUGCUCGGGUCACAGGGCACAGCCUUGGGCAGGACUCUGGAUAUGGAGGGACUCAAGCCAGCGGCUUUGCCAGAAGCAUGUUUGGCAGUGUGGCCCUGGGACCCACUUGUCCAUCUGUGUGUCUGCCUGGGGGUAUGCACCAGGUCACUGUCAACAAGAGCCUGCUGGCCUCCCUUAAUGUGGAGCUGGACCCUGAGAUCCAGAAAGUGUGGGCGCAGGAGCGGGAGCAGAUCAAGGCUCUGAAUGGCACAUUCGCCUCCUUCAUCGACAAGGUGCGCUUCCUGGAGCAGCAGAACCAGGUGCUGGAGACCAAAUGGGAGCCUGACCUAAACAACUGCAGGAAGAACCUGGAGCCUAUGUACGAGGCCCACAUCAGCAGCCUGCAAAAGCAUCUGGAUAUGCUGUCUGGGGACAGAGUGAGGCUGGACUUGGAGCUGAGGGGCAUGCGGGAUGCUGUGGAGGACAGCAAGAAGAGAGGACUUAAUGAACGGAACUACACUGUCCCUGCUUCCCCAGGGAAAGACUCAGGACAGGAGACGUCAGAGCUGGAAGGGCACCUGGUGCUGGCUUCACCACCUCCAUUUCAGGGUAACCUCAAGCUGCCUAGAAUCCGGGAGCUGCAGCUGGAGGCUGGCUGCCAUGGGAACAAUCUGAAGCACAGCAGGAAUGAGAUGUCGGAGCUGAACCGGCUUAUCCAGAGGAUCGCUAAUGUGAAGAAGCAGGUGAGCAGUGACCUGGAGAAGAACGAGAGGCACAGUUCCACCUGCGAUGAAGACACAGGCUGCCCUCCCUCGAGGAAGAAGCAGGUUCGAGACAACUUCCGCAUCAUUGGGAUUUCAUCCUACUCUGCUGACUUGCUGCAGCUCCCAAGGGUCCUGUUUUUUCAGGAGGCUUUGGAAACUCAAGAUAUCAUCGUCUUCGUGAGCUAA